This is a messenger RNA of Ectocarpus sp. CCAP 1310/34, 998 nucleotides long. Lineage: Eukaryota; Phaeophyceae; Ectocarpales; Ectocarpaceae. The record is from the annotation of a GenBank genome assembly.
GUGCGGUGCGACUGCUGUAGCUGCGACAAGAUGAGGUGCAGCAGGCGAAGCACUGCACUCGCCGAAGGCAAUAAGUACCUUCUCCUCACCGGCAUCCUCUCCUUCUUUACCCACGACUGCUGCUGCGUGUGGCUGUCUGUCGGGAAGUCCGUUCUCUUGUGUGCCCUCGUCAUCAUCCGCGCAGGCCUGUUCGGCAGUUGGGAUGAAUCGCGAUCAGUAUCUCGCGCGACAGCGGCGAAGACCCGAGUCCUCCGGAACCGCCGUGCCUGCUGCUGCCCCUAUCACUAUCGAUAGCGACGAGCAAGAGAAGUUGAUAGCGGAAAUCACUCGAGAGGUCGAGCACCAGACGACCUUUUUCACGCGAGUUUUCUCUGGAUGGCUGCUAGCGUGCGGUGUUGUGCUCGUACUCUGCUCGCUGAAGCUGCUGCUAGCUGGAAGAAACGGGGAGCCUUGGCCUCACCGGGCUGUUCUUGAGAACGUCCCGGAUGCGGCGUUCCAUGUCACGUACCUCGGGCAGCUGCUGGGCUUGUACCUGGCGCACAGGGUGGCUAGAGGGAGCGGUUGGCAUAUUUUACCGGGAGUCAUGUUGUCAUGGACGAGCCUCUUCUCGUGGCUUGCGGUGUUCCGACACUUCGGAGUGACCAACCCGCUAUUCUAUUGGCUGCCGCUCGGUCCUGCGGUUGCGCUUGCGGCCGCCGUCUACCUCUUCACCUCUCAGAAAAGGUUGGAAAGAGAGGUAAAGGAACUGGAAGGGUCGCGGUACAACCUCAAAGGAGCUUGAAACUGUGACCGUUCUUCUGCUGCUACUGCCACACGGCGGGGGUUGAAACAUGUUUUGGAGGGGUCCCUGCCGCGUCUGGGAAGGGCGGAGGGAGGGCAGCAGUAGCAGAGUGCGAAACUGUAGUCAGAACUUUGCAAUGUUCGGCGUGUUUGUCCUCGGGACGAGUUUUUUUUGGCAAGAAUGUACAUAUCCAUCAUAUGAAGCGAUGAGCCUGGAU